AUGUCUAGUCCACCAUACAAUAGCAAAAGUUCACGUAACUCAAGAAAGAGACAGAAUGACGAUGGUGAUGCAAAUAUAGAGGACCACCACCGGUCAUCCCCAGUACACCAACCAUCUUCACCUCCUGUCGCGUCUUCACCAGAGCACCAUCAAGAACAGCACUUGCCCUCAUCCCCAGCUAUCCCAUUUGAUGCUGGUUUAGAUGACGAUGAAGAUGAGGAAAUUCAAAAUGAUAUUGCUGAUUUGAAUCCAUCAGACGAGGAGGAUGGUGACGAUUUAAUGGAAAAUUUAGAAAAUGAUUAUCGUGCUAAUCCAGAACAAGAUCAAUAUGACUUGGGAGAUGGUAAUAUUGAUGAUACUCAAGAAUACGAUGAAAUGGAUGCUGCAACAAGAAGAAGAAUUGAUGAACAGUUGAACAGACGUGAUGCUAUUUUGAACAAUGCGAAUAGAUCGAGAAGUGGUGCGUUUUUGGAUGAUGAAGAUGAGGAUGGAGAAGGAGUGGACGGAUUGGAGGGAAUUGAUCAAUAUGGAUUGCCCAUUCAAAGGAGAAGGAGAAGACAACAACAACAGCACGAUGAAGAGCAUGAUGAUAUGAUGGAUGAUAUUGAAAUUGACCCUUUUAGUGAAGAAUUGUCGUUGGAGAGUUUGACCGAUGUUAAAGCACCAAGUAUUACCGAGUGGAUCUUGCAACCAGCAGUGAGCAGAUCUAUUGCUCGUGAGUUGAAAUCUUUCUUUUUGGAAUAUACUGAUGUCAAUGGUGAAUCGGUAUAUGGUAAUAAAAUGAGAACGUUGGGUGAAGUCAAUGCUGAAUCUUUGGAGGUUAGCUAUAAAGAUUUGGCUGAUUCGAAAGCUAUAUUGGCCAUUUUCUUGGCCACGAGUCCCGAGGAAAUGUUGAAAAUAUUUGACAUUGUUGCCAUGGAAGCGGUUGAGUUGCACUACCCAAACUAUUCCCAGAUUCAUCAAGAAGUUCAUGUUAGAAUUAUUGAGUAUCCUACCUUAUUGAACUUGCGCGAUUUAAGAGAAACCAAUUUAAAUCAAUUGGUUAAAGUAUCUGGCGUGGUUACUAGAAGAACUGGAGUUUUCCCUCAAUUGAAAUACGUCAAAUUUGAUUGUCUCAAAUGUGGUGUUGUUUUGGGUCCGUUUAUUCAAGAUUCCAACAGUGAAUUGAAAAUUUCAUUCUGCACCAAUUGUCAAAGCAAAGGUCCAUUCAAGAUGAACUCGGAAAAGACAUUGUAUAGAAACUACCAACGUGUGACAUUGCAAGAAGCUCCAGGUACCGUUCCAGCUGGUAGGUUGCCAAGACAUAGAGAGGUGAUUUUGUUGUCUGAUUUGGUUGAUGUUGCCAAACCAGGAGAGGAGAUUGAAGUAACCGGUAUUUACAAAAACAAUUACGAUGGUAAUUUGAAUGCCAAGAAUGGGUUCCCGGUUUUUGCCACAAUUAUUGAGGCAAACUCAAUCAGAAGAAAAGAAAGCAGUGCGUUCAUGGGAGGGAACAACUUGGUCAACAUUUGGACUGAAGAAGAAGAGCGUGAAUUCCGCAAAUUAUCUCGUGAGCGUGGCUUAAUUGAUAAAAUCAUUUCAUCGAUGGCACCAUCAAUCUAUGGUCACAAAGAUAUCAAGACUGCCAUUGCGUGUUCAUUGUUUGGUGGUGUUUCCAAAAAUGUUAAUGGAAAACUAUCCAUCAGAGGUGACAUCAAUGUUUUGUUACUAGGUGAUCCAGGUACUGCCAAAUCACAAAUUUUGAAGUAUGUUGAAAAAACUGCUAGUCGUGCCGUUUUCGCAACUGGACAAGGUGCUUCUGCGGUAGGGUUGACUGCGUCAGUUAGAAAAGACCCCAUAACACGUGAAUGGACAUUGGAAGGGGGUGCUUUGGUGCUUGCUGAUAAAGGAACAUGUAUGAUUGAUGAAUUUGACAAGAUGAAUGAUCAAGAUCGUACUUCAAUUCAUGAAGCUAUGGAACAGCAAAGUAUUUCCGUCUCCAAGGCUGGUAUUGUCACCACUUUACAGGCACGUUGUGCCAUUAUUGCUGCUGCUAACCCGAAUGGAGGUAGGUACAAUUCCACUUUGCCAUUGUCGCAAAAUGUCAAUUUAACUGAACCCAUCUUGUCUCGUUUUGACAUCUUGUGUGUUGUUCGUGAUUUAGUCAAUCCUGAAUCAGAUGAAAGAUUGGCCAGUUUUGUCAUUGAUUCACAUAUGAGGUCGCAUCCUGCCCAUGCCGAUGGAGUUAUUGAUGAGAAUGACGAUGAUGAAGUUGACCUAGAUGGUGAGGGUGCUGCCGAACUGGGUGGCGGUGCCUCAGCCAAAACCAGAACUGAAAAAUUGGCUGAAUUGAAACAACGAAAAGAACAAGAGAUCUCGCCCAUCCCACAAGACUUGUUGAUCAAGUACAUCCAAUACGCUCGUGUUAAAGUACAACCGAAAUUGCAUCAAAUGGAUAUGGACAAAGUUGCUAAAGUAUAUGCUGAUUUGAGAAAAGAGAGUAUAUCGACUGGAUCUUUCCCCAUUACUGUGCGUCAUUUGGAGAGUAUCUUGAGAAUUGCUGAGUCGUUCGCCAAGAUGAGAUUGAGCGACUUUGUGAGUCAGAAUGACUUGAAUAGGGCAAUCAAGGUGAGUAUUGAUAGUUUUGUUGGUGCUCAAAAGGUUACUGUGAAGAAGCAAUUGCAGGCCAAGUUCCAAAAGUAUACUUUGCCCACGAGGACCAGGUGA
This is a messenger RNA of Lodderomyces theae, 2706 nucleotides long. RefSeq names its product MCM DNA helicase complex subunit (gene MCM2). Lineage: Eukaryota; Fungi; Ascomycota; Pichiomycetes; Serinales; Debaryomycetaceae. The record is from RefSeq and is a predicted model, not a curated record. Bases 1 to 2706 code for a protein of 901 amino acids. Gene Ontology annotation, cellular component: nucleus; MCM complex. The transcript has a single exon. Gene Ontology annotation, molecular function: single-stranded DNA helicase activity; single-stranded DNA binding; ATP binding. Gene Ontology annotation, biological process: double-strand break repair via break-induced replication; mitotic DNA replication initiation.